Molecule: messenger RNA, 393 nt
Organism: Penicillium soppii
Lineage: Eukaryota; Fungi; Ascomycota; Eurotiomycetes; Eurotiales; Aspergillaceae
Exons: 1
Coding region: 1-393 (130 amino acids)
Source: RefSeq, a predicted model, not a curated record
AUGGCUAACACCCCUUACGACAGCAUCUACGGCCGAGAACGCACCUACUUCCUCAACAAUCUCGAAUGCCAAGUCUACGACAUGAAAAUUCACUCCAACACGCUCCCACGAGUCCUCGAUUCCCUCGGCGAACUCCACACCAUGACGAACGGGUGCAUUGAAAUGGCCGCUCUCCUCGAAGACCACUGCUUCGAGAAGAUUUGCCGCGAUCUCCAGCCCAUCUUGGCACAAGGCAUUGCAGUCCUUAGAGAAGACGGUGGCGCUGUCACUCGAGCCAUUGUCGCUGAUCAUAUUGAGGGUGUGGUUCCGCUUUCUGUUCGUGAUCCUAUUGCUUGGGGCCGUAUGCGGGCUGCUAAAGCAUGCUGCGACGCAGGGUCAGGUAGCCGCUUGUAG